Messenger RNA from Cadophora gregata, 246 nucleotides. RefSeq lists its product as uncharacterized. The transcript has 3 exons. The coding region runs from base 1 to 246 and encodes 81 amino acids. NCBI's taxonomy places the organism in Eukaryota, Fungi, Ascomycota, Leotiomycetes, Helotiales, Ploettnerulaceae. The record is from RefSeq and is a predicted model, not a curated record.
AUGCCUCUCGUGGUCCCAGGAAUCAACUCCGGUGGCGAGCAGUCCAAGACGGAGGAGUGGAUGAAUAAGUUGGUUGGAAAGAAGCUUGGUGAGACGAAUGACUCUACGACCUUCGCUCGCGCCGACCUGCCAAAGGAACACAGAGUUAUUGAGCCCGGAUCUAUCGUCACCAGAGACUUCAAGCCUGAGAGAUUGAAUGUUCACCUCAAGGAGGAUGGAACGGUCUCACAUGUUGACCAUAAGUAG